This is a messenger RNA of Megachile rotundata (alfalfa leafcutting bee), 2347 nucleotides long. RefSeq names its product double strand break repair nuclease mre11 (gene mre11). Gene Ontology annotation, molecular function: single-stranded DNA endonuclease activity; manganese ion binding; 3'-5'-DNA exonuclease activity. Gene Ontology annotation, biological process: double-strand break repair via nonhomologous end joining; mitotic G2 DNA damage checkpoint signaling; meiotic DNA double-strand break formation. NCBI's taxonomy places the organism in Eukaryota, Metazoa, Arthropoda, Insecta, Hymenoptera, Megachilidae. Gene Ontology annotation, cellular component: nucleus; site of double-strand break; Mre11 complex. The record is from RefSeq and is a predicted model, not a curated record.
AAAUGCUUAGAUUAAUUGCACUAAGCUGCAACCAAUGAAAGUUCGUUUCGCAGUGGCUUAGUUGCUCAAGAAUAUGAUCUGUCUUCAUUUUCUUAGAUUCAUGUUUUUUAUUCGGCUUCAUUUCGGAUGUUUCCGUUCAUUUUCGGAUAUUCCGUCGAUAUUUACGCGGUUUUUAGUUGAAAUAUGAAAUGUAACAAAGGUUUGGCGUUAGAAUUUUUUACAUUAGAUUAGUUGCAGUAUUUGGUACAAAUGUAAUGAUAUAUUAAUAUAGAAUUUCUUUUUGAUAAUAUUUUAACAUAAAAUUGAAAGGUACGAGAUUUACAAUAUCUUUCAUUGAGGUUAUAUGUAUUGCGGUUAGUUUGGUAAAACGUUUAGCGUCUUAGAAGCGGUAUAAAAUUAUUACGUUCUAUUUUAUUAAAUAUUUAAAAUGUCCGCUGAACUGGAUUCUGAUGAUGUUAAUAACCCAGAUAAUAUAAUGAAAAUUUUAAUCGCUACCGAUAUUCAUCUUGGUUUUGAAUAUAAUAAAAAAAGAGGACAGGAGUUAGAUGAUAGUUUUGUAACUUUUGAGGAAAUAUUACAAUAUGGUAGAAAACAUGAAGUAGAUUUUGUACUUCUUGGUGGAGAUUUAUUUCAUGAUGCUAAACCAUCUCAAACUGCAGUAUUAAAAUGUAUGGAAUUAUUAAGAAAAUACUGCUUAGGUUCCAAAGAAAUCAAACUUCAGUUCUUAAGUGAUCCUGAAGUUGCAUUCAGUCAUUGUGCUCACAAAACAGUAAAUUAUGAGGAUCCCAAUUUAAAUGUCUGUAUGCCAAUAUUCUCUAUUCAUGGAAAUCAUGAUGAUCCAAGCUUUGGCGCUGUUGGAUCAAUGGAUUUGUUAUCAGUAUCUGGUCUGGUAAAUUAUUUUGGGAAGUGGACAGACCUUACUAAAAUAUCUAUUUCUCCUUUAGUAUUGAAAAAAGGUGAAACUCAUAUUGCACUUUAUGGUUUGAGUUACAUAAAUGAUCAAAGGCUGUCUCGUUUGCUGAGAGAUUAUAAGAUGGAUCUGUUGCGCCCAAAGGACAUACCAGAUUGUUAUAACAUAUUUGUUUUACAUCAAAACCGUGCUGUUCAUAAAGAAUAUGGACAUAUUCCAGAAAAUAAAUUACCAGGUUUCCUGGAUUUCAUUGUGUGGGGACAUGAACAUGAAUGUCGCAUUAGCCCAGAGGCACUUUCAGAUGCUAGCUACUUGAUUUGUCAACCAGGAAGUUCUAUUGCAACAUCUUUAUCUGAGGGUGAAGCAAAACCUAAACAUGUUGGCAUUUUGAGUAUAAGCAAACAGAAAUUUAAAAUGAAACCACUGAAAUUGAAGACUGUUAGACCAUUUGUGUUUGACAAUCUGAUCCUAAGAGAACAAAAUAUAAGGAAAGAUUAUACCCAACCAUUGUCUAAAUCGGUAUACAAUUUUAUUGAUAAUUACAUAGAAAACACGCUUAUACCUAAAGCUGCCACACAGCUAUCUGGACAUCCUAAACAACCUAUUCAGCCUUUGAUUCGCUUAAGAGUAUUUUACACUUCCGAGGACGAAAUGUUUGAUGGAAUGCAAUUGGCGCAAAAGUAUUGCGACGAAGUUGCUAAUCCCAUGGAUAUGAUUCUGUUUCGUAAAGAAAGCACCAGCACUAAGAGAUCAAAAUCAAGUACAACCAGCUUCAAUGAUGAUCCUGAUGAAAUGGCACAAAUAUUUCAGUAUGAAGACGAUGUGGAUUGGAAUAAAACAGUGCAGGGUGGGAUAAAAAAACACUUCAGUUUAGAAGAAAAUAAAGAUAAAAUAACUGUAUUAUCUGUUAAUGGGUUAAAUGAAGCAUUAAACCGAUUUAUCGAAAGAGGAGAUACAGACGCCUUUAAAGAUAUAAUAAGCCAUCACAUGAAGAAAACUAUAGCUUAUUUAGAAACUUGUAACGUUACCAAUACCGAAAGUAUUCUAAAUGAAAUAAAAAAUUUACGUGAUAAAAGAAUGGAAAAAGAACAAGAAGAAGAAAUAGAGAUACAACAGUUCUUUAAUGAUCCAAAUAAAAAAAAAUCAUGUAAAGAUACUGUCGAUGUGAUUGACAGUGAUGAUGAUGAACAAACUACAAUGACUAAAGGCAGAGGUGCAAGAGGUAGAGGAGCACCUUCUAGAGGUAGAGGCUCACGAGGAGGUGGUCGUGGUAAAAAUAAAAAUACACCUGAUGUAACAAUUACAUCAAUUUCUUCUGGCAAACCGAAGGACCAAACAUCAUUAAGAGCUUACGUGAGAGCUUCGAACAAAAAAAAUAUCGAAAAUAUUGUCAUCGAUGAUUCCGAUUAAAAUAUAAAUAACUUAAAAACUUUUCCU